Messenger RNA from Camellia sinensis, 1143 nucleotides. Its product is annotated as agamous-like MADS-box protein AGL29. Gene Ontology annotation, molecular function: DNA-binding transcription factor activity, RNA polymerase II-specific; protein dimerization activity; RNA polymerase II cis-regulatory region sequence-specific DNA binding. Gene Ontology annotation, biological process: positive regulation of transcription by RNA polymerase II. NCBI's taxonomy places the organism in Eukaryota, Viridiplantae, Streptophyta, Magnoliopsida, Ericales, Theaceae. The record is from RefSeq and is a predicted model, not a curated record.
AAGGCAUGCAUUACUUUACAUAAAUGCAUCUCAAAUCACCACUCUCUUUCCAACAGCUUUCCCCCAUUAACUUUCUCUCCAAGCAAACAACUCUCUCUCUCUUGCAUGGUCACCAUGAACCCCACCAAGAAAACCACCCAAGGCCGCCAGAAGAUCGAAAUCAAGAAGAUUGAGAGCGUAAGCAAUCGCCAAGUCACCUUCUCGAAACGUCGUGCCGGCCUCUUCAAGAAGGCCAGCCAACUCUGCAUCCUCAGCGGCGCUGAGAUCGCCAUUGUCGUCAAAUCUCCCGGAAAGCGCACCUUCGCUUUCGGCCAACCCAGCGUCGACGCCGUCAUCGAUCGAUACCUCACCGGAACCUCCGCCGCCGCCGAGCAGAACAACCGCCCUUCGGUGCUCGAUUUCAAUGAGAAAUACGCCCAAGUUUCGAAGGAAUUGGAGGCGGACAAGAGGCGGAGAGCGGUGAUUGAGGAGACAAAGAAGGCUUCGAAUGACGGCGGAUUUUGGUGGGAUGAGGCGGUUGAGGAACUAGGGUUAGAGGAGCUGGAGCAGUACGUGGUGGCGUUGGAGGAGUUGAAGAAGAAUGUGAGUAUGAAAGCUGAUGAGUUGAUGAUAAUGAAAGCGAAUUCUUCAAUGAUGUUUGGUAUGAAUGAAAGUGCGAAUCAUGGUGGACUGGGUUUGAUGAGUGAUUGUGCUACUUAUACGGUUCCUCAUGGGUUUGAUUGUGCGAAUUCUUCAAUGAUGUUUGGUAUGAAUGAAAGUGCGAAUCAUGGUGGACUGGGUUUGAUGUGUGAUUGUGCUACUUCUAUGAUUCCUCAUGGGUUUGAUUUUGGACGUGGCCAGUUCUGAGUUGGUGUUUGGUUAGUGAGAAAACGAUUUUCUUAGUCUUGGCGAAUUUGGGUUUUACUUCCAUAUUUAGAAUGUUAUUGGAUUGGAAAAUCAAGUUAAAUUAACAAAUACCAGGUUGAUUUGCAAUUUUUUUUUUUUUUUGGGAAGCUUGGAACAAAUUACUCCAAUAUUUGUGGUAAUUGUCAUUGGGUUUCCUUAAUGGAAUCAAUAUCUUGUAAUGUAAGGUUCUGUUGAUCUUGAAUUUAUGGAAAAGAAAAAAGAAAUUAUAUUAGUUGUUCACAUAACUUGCAUCUUGUG